This is a messenger RNA of Pelobates fuscus (common spadefoot toad), 1477 nucleotides long. Its product is annotated as formyl peptide receptor 2-like. Bases 71 to 1219 code for a protein of 382 amino acids. Gene Ontology annotation, cellular component: plasma membrane. The record is from RefSeq and is a predicted model, not a curated record. Lineage: Eukaryota; Metazoa; Chordata; Amphibia; Anura; Pelobatidae. Gene Ontology annotation, molecular function: complement receptor activity; G protein-coupled receptor activity. The transcript is spliced from 2 exons. Gene Ontology annotation, biological process: phospholipase C-activating G protein-coupled receptor signaling pathway; complement receptor mediated signaling pathway; inflammatory response.
UAGAAGGAAAUCACAUGAUCCAGCAGAUUGCAAAUCACUUAAGUAAAAAAAUGCUCAAGGCAAUGAGACUAUGGCCACAAACUCCUGCUUGGAAGAACAGACCUAUUUGGACAUCCCAGGUGUUUUAAUCAAGACAUUAAAGAAAAGGGCCAUUAUGGAAUUUAAAUUUAAUAUGUCUUAUUUGGAUUUUGAAUACGAUACCACCAAAUCCACUAUACAAGAGGAGUUUGAUGAAAAUGGUGUGAGCAAUAGUGCUUUUCUUUACCUACAAAUAACAAGUAUUGUAUCCUUCAGCAUAACAUUUAUCUUGGGAACUCUUGGGAAUGGACUGGUCAUCUGGAUUGCUGGAUUCAAGAUGAAGAGGAACGUGAACACUGUAUGGAUUUUGAACCUGGGUAUAGCAGACUUUGUCUUCAAUAUCUUCUUUCCAUUCCAGAUAACAGAGUGGGCAAUGAGGGGGCAUUGGCCUUUUGGGGAAAUAAUGUGCAAAGCGAUAUUUUUUCUUCUUUAUUUAAAUAUGUUCAGCAGUAUCUCAUUUUUAUUACUCAUUAGUGUAGAUCGUUGUACCUCUGUCCUGUAUCCAGUGUGGUCUAAAAAUCACAGAACACCCAGAUUGGCAGCAAUCGUUUCAGUCAUUACCUGGAUGUUAUGCUUUGCUCUCAGUUGCCCAUAUCUCCCUUAUUAUGAAGUUGUGCAUGAUCCAUAUACAAAUUUAGAACACUGUGUGCCAAUGUUCGAAGAUGGAGAUGGCAUAACAAAUUGGAAACGUAAUAGUAUGCUUAUAACUCAAUUUUUGUCUAUGUUCUUGAUCCCUUUUUCCAUUAUUUUAGUUUGCUACACUCUCAUUAUGAUCAGAAUAGGAAGAAGAAAAAGUCUCUCUGGGUCAAAUCGACCUUUCAAAAUCAUCAUUUCGAUCAUUCUCUGCUUCUUUAUCUGCUGGUUUCCUUUCCAUUUUUGGCCUCUCAUACAGAUCAUGGAUAUUGGAUUAAGCACAAAUUUGGAUUUCAUUAUGUUUCACAUUUUCUGCUGCCUGGCGUUCUUCAACAGCUGCCUUAAUCCCAUUCUUUAUGUCUUCAUUGGUCGUGAGUUCAAAACAAAUUUCAUAAAGUCCAUACCGUUCAUAUUAGAAAAUACAUUCAAACGGAUGGACACUGAUGGUGAAGAGCUCUGUGAUCAGAGUGGCACUACUGGAACCGAAGCAUCCACUUCAUACGUAUGAACUAUAAGUUCGCCUACUGUGUGUCUGUGUCCUUGUACAUUGUGCUGUGAUUAUGUAUAUACAUAUAUAUCGGGAUUUAACUAUUAAGCAUUGAAGUAUUGUACUGUUAUAUAUCUCUAUUAAACCAGAUUCUCUACCUUAUCAUACCAAUCACUCAGCUCUUUUUAUACAUUCUUUCUCUAUUUUAAUCUCUAUUUUAUUCACUUUCCCAUUGUCUCCCUGUGUACCCAAUCUCUCUGUCUCUCUUACACUCAUCCU